This is a messenger RNA of Mandrillus leucophaeus (drill), 1855 nucleotides long. It is a transcript of the gene SNTG2, whose product is annotated as syntrophin, gamma 2. The record is from RefSeq and is a predicted model, not a curated record. NCBI's taxonomy places the organism in Eukaryota, Metazoa, Chordata, Mammalia, Primates, Cercopithecidae. Gene Ontology annotation, cellular component: dystrophin-associated glycoprotein complex; intracellular anatomical structure. Gene Ontology annotation, molecular function: structural molecule activity; protein binding. The transcript has 19 exons. The coding region runs from base 1 to 1719 and encodes 572 amino acids.
AUGUCCCUCCUGAUCAGUACUUCCCAGCAAUUCCACACUGUGUUGCUUGCUGUCCGGGAACAACAGGCCAGGCCCAUUCCGCAGCUCCCAGAACACAGCGGCAGCCCCUGCAGGAGCUUGGGCCACGCCCACCUGCCCACUUCUGAGAAGGCCGCUUCCUCCUGGGCUGUGACGAAAACCGCUGUUGCUCUGUUGUACGAUGAAGAGUCUGAAAAUGCCUAUGACGUCCGGCUGAAGCUGACGAAAGAGGUGCUGACAAUUCAGAAGCAAGACGUCGUCUGUGUGGGCGGAAGCCACCAGGGCAGGAAUCACAGAACUGUUACGCUUCGCAGACAGGCAGUUAGCGGCCUGGGCCUGAGUAUAAAGGGAGGUUCUGAGCACAACGUCCCCGUCGUCAUAUCAAAAAUAUUCAAAGACCAAGCAGCGGACCAGACAGGGAUGUUGUUCGUAGGCGAUGCUGUUCUCCAGGUUAAUGGCAUAAAUGUAGAAAAUGCAACUCAUGAAGAAGUGGUGCAUCUUCUGAGAAAUGCUGGCAAUGAAGUUACCAUCACCGUUGAGUAUCUCAGGGAAGCGCCGGCGUUUCUGAAGCUCCCGUUAGGGUCCCCAGGGCCAUCCAGCGACCACAGCAGUGGGGCCUCCUCUCCCCUCUUUGACAGCGGUUUGCAUCUGAACGGAAACUCCAGUAACACAGCUCCAUCGUCACCUUCCUCGCCCAUAGCUAAGGACCCGAGGUAUGAGAAGCGCUGGCUGGACACCUUGUCCGUGCCUCUGUCCAUGGCUCGCAUCUCAAGGUACAAAGCCGGAGCGGAAAAAUUAAGGUGGAACGCGUUCGAGGUGCUCGCCCUGGACGGAGUCAGCUCUGGGGUCCUCCGGUUUUACACGGCCCAGGAUGGCGCCGACUGGCUGCGGGCGGUCUCAGCCAACAUCAGGGAGCUGACCCUUCAGAACAUGAAGAUGGCGAACAAAUGCUGUUCUCCUUCCGACCAGGUGGUGCAUAUGGGGUGGGUAAAUGAGAAACUCCAAGGAGCUGACUCCUCUCAAACCUUCAGACCCAAGUUCCUAGCACUGAAGGGCCCGUCCUUCUACGUUUUCAGCACUCCUCCGGUGAGCACAUUCGACUGGGUGCGAGCAGAAAGGACCUACCACCUCUGUGAGGUGCUGUUUAAAGUUCACAAGUUCUGGCUCGCAGAGGACUGCUGGUUGCAAGCAAACUUGUAUCUGGGUCUUCAAGAUUUUGACUUUGAGGACCAGAGGCCCUAUUGCUUCAGCGUCAUGGCCGGCCACGGGAAGAGCCAUGUUUUCAACGUGGAGCUUGGCAGCGAGCUGGCCGUGUGGGAGAAGUCCUUCCAAAGAGCCACAUUCAUGGAAGUUCAGAGAACCGGGAAUUCUACAUUCACAUGUAGCUGGUUUGGCAGUCAGCUUUGUUUCACGGUGGAUUUCGCGAUGGGAUUUACCUGUUUUGAGAGUAAGACAAAGAAUGUGCUCUGGAGAUUUAAAUUCUCUCAGCUUAAGGGAUCUUCAGAUGAUGGGAAAACUCGAGUAAAGCUGCUGUUUCAGAAUCUGGACACCAAACAGAUUGAGACGAAGGAACUCGAGUUCCAGGACCUGACGGCUGUCCUGCACUGCAUCCACUCCUUCCUAGCAGCCAAGGUGGCCUCCGUGGACCCCGGCUUCAUGGACAGUCAGAGUCUGGCCACAAAGUACAUGUACAACAGCUAAGGGUUGUUUCUGUUGAGUGCUGAAAAAUUAAAUUAUUUUCGUAAGAAAUGAUUCUUUCCUGCAUAAUAUUGCAACUUUGUGUUGUUUUAUAAUGAGCCUAUAGUUGUGAUACCAAUAAAACAUGUCACUAGUUUCC